Molecule: messenger RNA, 588 nt
Organism: Meloidogyne enterolobii
Lineage: Eukaryota; Metazoa; Nematoda; Chromadorea; Rhabditida; Meloidogynidae
Source: the annotation of a GenBank genome assembly
UAAAUAUAAGUACAUAGGUGUCACCUUUAUAUGGCAUUUUCUAACAAUAAGUAGACUUUCAGAUAACCUCAAAUAUUAUAAUUUUCCAAAAUCUUUUUCGCCUUCAUUAUUUAAAAAAUUCUUUCUUUCUUUUAUUUUUUUUCUUUUUCUUUUCUACAUCUAAAACGAUUUUCGUCCAAUUUUUUUUGAUUAACUUUAUUAUACUUUUUAUAUUAAAAAUUAUUAUCUGCUUGUUUAUGUCCAAAAAGCUCUUCCCUUCUCCCUUCCCUUUUUUCUUUUUUAUUUUUCUCAUCUUUCUUUCCCAAUUUGUCCAGCUGCCACUAAAUUUUUUUUCUUUUUUUUCUAUCGAUUUCCCCUUACCUACAAUUUUACCUCAAUUCUCCCAUUAUUUCUCUGAGAGUGUUUUUAUUAUUUUUUUAUUAAAUAACAAGAAAAUUAAAUAAUAAAUAAAUAUUUUUAUUUUUUAAAUUUAAUUCAAGUUUUUUAAUAUUUUUUCUACAAAUAAUUAACCAUAAAAAAGGUUGGAAAUUAAUUUUUGGAGAAAUUAGGGAAAUAAUAAAUAAUUAUAAUUCCUCUCACGUGUUUUUA